AGUAUAUAAAUGGUGACGACGAUCAUUGGUCGUGCAGUGAGGUCUCCGUUGACAAGUGAGUCCACGAUAAACCAAGAAUCCAAGAUGCACUCUUUGCUCACCGCGGUUUUGUGCCUUUCCAUGGCCGUCUGUAUACUGGCAAACGACUUCGAACUCGGCGAACGCAAGAUGGGUGACCACUCCAUUAUCGACAGGACCAUCAAUAUACCUCCGAACCGAUGGAAUCCGAUGCCCACGAUAGCCACAGUCGGCAUGACGUGUCCAUCUGAUAACGAAAUCAUCACCUAUGUUAAGAUUCACAACAUAAAUGGCAAUGAAGUUGACUAUUAUCUGUACGGUGAUGUCGGUACGAAAUCCUUAGCGGUGAGGAUAACGGGAAAAAGAAACGAGAGAUUAUCGUUAAAAGUGGAAGGUUAUUGCAUAGAUCCAAACACCUCAGAGGUACCAAUAACAACGGAAUGAACAACGCGGGACUAGACAACGAUACGAGCGAGUUACGACAUGGCAAAGUACGACGUCAACUACACCUAGUGAAAAUGAGCACUAAAGAAAGAAUGAACGAUACAUGCAAUGGCAACGACAGCACUGCCGAGAACAACGACGAAAUCUGGCCCGACAAUGACAAUGACGGAGGAGUAGAGAGAGAAGUCAUUCUUUAGAAGAAUUAUUAAUUUGGACUUAAGAUUGCCGUAUACACUUAAAUUUUCAUUUAAGUGUUCUGAAUGUGUAACGAUUGCUAUGUAUACGUGACUAAAUAUAUAGAAAAAAAAUAUAAGAUGCAUCAUACGAAACGACGUGUUACUCGAUUGUAUAAUAGAUUACGAUUGUCACGGCACGGCGGGAGUGUGAGUAAAAAAUUGCCAAGAGAAAGUGCUCGCUGCCAUGAAAAACUAGCCAGUUUUUAUCAGCUAGGACUUAGUAGACAGUAAUUGCUCGGAGAUUUGCACUAAGACCACAUUAAUUAUGUUAAACGGUCAUCUCGAUAUGCGCUAUAUAAGCGAUAAAAUAGUGGGACUAAAAGAAAUGACGUGUUAUGUGCGUAAAUACAAUAACGCAGUCAGAACUAUAUCGUUGAUUCGACGUUAAUUUGACGUUGAAAUGGUCGAUAAAACGUUGAAUCAACAUUAAUUCAACCUUUAUCGACGUCGAAUCAACGUUGCAGUUCUGAUUGGGAAUUAAUGCGUCCCAUUGUCAUUGUUGUCCAAGAUACGAUAAAGGUGUGCAUGUACAUUCAUGUGCAAAGAAGAAGCGCGUCAUAGACAGAGACAAAUGAUCUUACGUAAGUUGUUGUCUCAGCGUCGGACGACAGAAACAUUUGAGCUGACAUGAUACGAUACCACAUAGAAAUAAGCGCAGGACAUUGAUAACGACAGGAUAUAAAUGCUGAUAGCAAUCAUUGGUCGUGCAGUGAGGAUCGCCAGUGAGGCGAUUAUCAGCCGAGCAGUGAGAUUUCAGUUGAUAAAUGAAUCCACGACAAACCAAGAAUUCAAGAUGCGCUCUUUGCUCACCAUGGUUUUGUGCCUUUCCAUGGCCGUCUGCAUAUUAGUAAACGAUUAUGUGCUUGGUGAACGAAAACAGGCGACCACUCCGUCACCGAUUUUCCGGAAUUGCUCUGUGAUCUUUUCUUCGCAGAGGCAAGCAGCCUAUUCGAUUUUGAUCGAAUACAGGAGGAAGAAAUGUAUUCCUCGUGUUAAUGCAUAUGUAUCGUGCGUGGCGAAACCGAAAUUCAUCUUUAACGCUUGUAUACCGUGAUUGAGCGGGCGUUUAGUAACUUUUAUGAGAAAGAAUGGUCGCAUUAAUAUUUAUUUAUCUAUGUAUUUAAAAAUAAUGAAAGUUUGGCAGCUACAGUUCGCAAUUUUCGUACAAAUUAUGGUCGGAAUAAUGAUUUAACUUCAUCAACUGUGAAGAGAUUAAUUAAAAAAUUUAGGGAGACUGGAUCAAUUAGUGAUCUUAAACACUCUGGCCGUCCUUCAACAAGUCGUUCAACACAAAACAUCGAAGCAGUUCGUGAGAGUAUUGUUGAGAGUCCAAGAACAUCAAUUCGGCACCGUGGUCAAGAAUUGGACAUUUCGAGAAGCUCUCUACAGCGUAUUUUCACGAAAGAUUUGCAUCUUCAUGCUUACAAAGUUCAAUUGACUCAAGAACUGAAGCCUACUGACCACGCACAGCGAAGAGAGUUGAAUG
Messenger RNA from Harpegnathos saltator (Jerdon's jumping ant), 2184 nucleotides. RefSeq lists its product as uncharacterized. Lineage: Eukaryota; Metazoa; Arthropoda; Insecta; Hymenoptera; Formicidae. The record is from RefSeq and is a predicted model, not a curated record. The transcript has 2 exons. Bases 10 to 462 code for a protein of 150 amino acids.